AUGGGCAUGAUCAUAGGAUUCAAUGUUUCAUUUUUAAUGUUGUUGUCGUUCCUAUGUUUUUAUCCUUUGUUUUUGCAUGCUGCAUACUCCAUUACACAGAAUGAAUCUAUCAAAGAUGGUUCUACUUUGGUGUCAGAAGGUCUCAAGUUCGAAAUGGGUUUCUUCAGUUUUGACAACUCUUCCAGAUACGUUGGAAUUUGGUAUUACAACGUUCCAGUUUCAUCAUACGUGUGGGUUGCAAACAGAGAAAAUCCCAUCAAAAACAGACAAGGUUCUAUAACAAUGAAAAAUGAUGGUAACUUGGUUGUUCUUGAUGGAGAGAACAACGAGGUUUGGUCUAGUAAUAUAUCAGUUUCUAUUAAAAACUCACAAGCUGUUCUUCGUAAUGAUGGAAACCUUGUUGUUUUAGAUGGAGAAACUAACAAAGAGAUUUGGCAAACCUUUGAAGAUCCAACUGAUACAUAUCUUCCAGGUAUGAAAGUUCCGGCGGGUAGUGGAGGUGGAAUCGGGAAGGAUCCUACCUUUCGUGCAUGGAAAUCAGACAAGGAUCCUUCAUUCGGAGACUACACGAUGAGUGUGGAUUCGGAAGCAUCACCGCAGAUAGUGAUUAUGGAAGGAGAGAAAAGAAGGUGGAGAACUGGUUAUUGGGAUGGUAGAGUUUUCUCAGGUGUGCCAAAUAUGACAGGAAGUUAUCUUUUUGGUUUUAGGCUUAACACGGACGAUAAAGGCGAAAGGUAUUUUGUUUAUGAAGCAUUGAAUAGUAGUGAUAAGAUAAGGUUUCAGAUUAGUUAUGAUGGAUUUGAGAGACAAUUCAGGUGGAAUGAAGAUGAAAAAGAAUGGAAUGUGAUACAAAGUUUGCCUUACAAGAAGUGUGAGUUUUAUAAUUCAUGUGGUAGUUUUGCAAUAUGUGAUGAAUCUGAUUCAGUUUUGUGUAAGUGCGUAAAAGGGUUUGAGCCAAAGGAUAUGAUAAGUUGGAAGAAUGGAAAUUGGUCAAAAGGGUGUAAGAGGAGGAAUCCGCUGAAUGGUGAGAGAAGUAGUACUAAUAGUUCUGUUGGAGAAGAUGGUUUUUUGGUGCAAAGGGGUUUGAAGUGGCCUGAUUUCGCACAUUUGAUUAAUGUUGUAGAUAGCAAGGGCUGCGAAAGAAAUUGUCUGCAGAAUAGUUCUUGUACCGCAUACGUAAACGCUAUUGGAAUUGGGUGUAUGGUUUGGUUUGGAGAGUUGGUUGAUGUUCAAAGGCUAGAAAAUUAUGGAAAUACACUCAAUAUUCGUCUUGCCGAUAUUGAUUUAGAUGACGGGAAGAAAAAGACCAAGAUUUGGAUAGUAUUAGGUGUUGUAAUCGGGCUUAUCUGCCUUGGAAUCUUUACAUGGCUGCUAUGGAGAUUUAAGGGAAAACUCAAAGUCUCUUCAACUUCUUCUCCCAACAGAAACAUUGGUAAUGUGACAGUUUCUGAACCAUCCAAGAGUACAAACUUAUUACUACCAGUAGAAUUUUCAGGAUCCGUUGAUCUUAAUUCGGAAGGGAAUCCUCUAAGUAACGCAGAACUUUCAUUCUUCACUUUUAGUAGCAUUGUCAUAGCAACAAACAAUUUCUCAGACGAAAAUAAGCUUGGACAAGGAGGAUUCGGUCCUGUCUACAAGGGAAAGCUUCCAGGGGGAGAAGAAAUCGCGGUAAAGAGGCUUUCAAGACGGUCUAGCCAAGGUUUAGAUGAGUUCAAGAAUGAGAUGAUGCUAAUAGCCAAAUUACAACAUAGAAAUCUUGUUAGACUAUUAGGAUGUUCAGUUCUAGAGGAAGAGAAGUUACUGGUAUAUGAAUACAUGCCAAACAAAAGUUUGGACUUCUUUUUAUUUGAUCCAAUCAAGCAAACAAAACUAGAUUGGACAAAACGUUCUGAAAUCAUUGAGGGCAUUGCAAGAGGACUACUUUAUCUGCACCGUGAUUCACGGCUUAGAAUAAUUCAUCGGGAUCUAAAAGCAAGCAACAUUUUGUUGGACGAAAAUAUGAAUCCAAAAAUAUCAGAUUUUGGUUUGGCAAGGAUAUUUGGCGGAAACCAAAAUGAAGACAAUACAGCGAGAGUAGUUGGUACAUAUGGUUACAUGUCUCCAGAAUAUGCGAUGGAAGGUCUAUUUUCUGUUAAAUCUGAUGUCUAUAGUUUUGGCGUAUUAUUACUAGAGAUUGUGAGUGGCCGCAAAAACACUAGCUUUCGCGAUUCUUAUGAUCCAAGUCUCAUAGGAUAUGCGUGGCGUCUAUGGAAUGAAGAUAAAGUAAUAGAGCUUGUUGAUCCUUCGAUCCGUGAAUCGUGUAGAAAGAGUAAAGCUUUGAGAUGCAUACACAUAGGGAUGUUAUGUGUGCAAGAUUCAGCAUCUAAUAGACCAAACAUGUCCUCAGUGGUGUUGAUGCUGGAAAGUGAGGCAACAACUCUUCCAUUGCCUAUUCAACCUUUGUUUACUUCAAUGAGGAGAUAUGAUGAUACAGAAGAGUUUCAUACUGAACCCUUUGUAUCCUCAGUUGAUCUUACUGUGACAGGGAGAUAA
This is a messenger RNA of Lathyrus sativus (Indian pea), 2532 nucleotides long. The record is from the annotation of a GenBank genome assembly. Lineage: Eukaryota; Viridiplantae; Streptophyta; Magnoliopsida; Fabales; Fabaceae.